CCGCGAUCACCCUCGAUCAAACACAUCUCGGACCGAAGCUCACUUUGCCUUUUGCUCUGAACGACCACCACGACCACAAACAGCAUCAUGGUCAUGAAGCUCGCCACGACGCUCCUUGCGCUUGCCGCGCCGCUCAUCUCGGGCCACGGUAUCGUGUCCAACCCACCGGCCGAGUUCCGGUCCGACGUCAUGCGCACCAAGUACGUUGCCACGAUCCAGGCCAACUUCCCCGGCAAGUUUGACGACUCGCCGCAGACCAACGUCGCCAACUUCAACAAGGCGUUCAAGGCCCAGUCCCAGUUCAAGACGCUCCGUGACAUGCUCGACCCGCACGGCCCCGACUGCGGCUACACGCUCACCAACGUCGACAAGAAGGCCAUUCCGGGCAACGGCCAGAUGACGUGGAAGAACCCCGACACGGGCGAAGGCUUCAUCCCGAGCCACAAGGGGCCGUGCGAAGUCUGGAUCGACAACGAGCGCGUGUUCCAGAACGACGACUGCGCGACCAACUUUCCCCAGUCGCCCGAAGUCAACCUCCCGGUCGACUACUCGAGCUGCGGCGCCAACGGCUGCAUGCUUCGCUUCUACUGGCUCGCGCUGCACGAGCCCAUGUGGCAAGUCUACAAAAACUGUGUGCCACUGAAGGGCAACGGGCAAGGCCCCGCGCCGGGUCCCGCGCCGCUCCCGAACGGCGGUCAGUGCAGCAACGUCCAGGCCAACGUCGACUACUACGGCAACGACAUCAAGAACCUUGGUGUGUGGGGCAGCAACCAGGACAAGGUCAGUGCGUGCUGCAAGGCAUGCACGUCGACCGGUGGCUGCAAGGGCUUUACCGUCAACGGCGACACGUGCUGGCUCAAGAGCAAGCUCGAGAACCCGUCGCCGCGCGACAACUGCUUCUCCGCUGCCAACGCUGGCUCGGGCCCGGCGCCGCUCCCGAACGGCGGCCAGUGCAGCAAUGUCCAGGCCAACGUCGACUACUACGGCAACGACAUCAAGAACCUCUGGGUCUCGGGCAACGACCAGGACAAGGUCAGCGCUUGCUGCAACGCGUGCUCGUCGACCGGUGGCUGCAACGGCUUUACCGUCAACGGCAACACGUGCUGGCUCAAGAGCAAGCUCGAGAACCCGUCGCCGCGCGACAACUGCUUCUCGGCGACGGGCAACGGCGCGUCGAACGGCGGCGGCUCGUCGGCGCAGUGCGGCAGCGUCGCGUCCAACGUCGACUACUACGGCAACGACAUUCGCAACUUCCAGGUGAACGGGGACGCCAACUCGCAGCUGUCGCAGUGCUGCAACGGGUGCUCGUCGACCGGCGGCUGCGUCGGCUUUUCGAUUAACGGCGGCACGUGCUGGCUCAAGAGCAAGCUCGAGAACUAUCGCACCUCGAACGGCGUCGUCUCGGGCCGCAUCCAAAAGAGCCGCUUGCGCCGCGUCUAAACAUGUAGAUAGUCGAUUUACCUAUAUGUCUUAUCCAAUUUUUUACACUGUUCUUUCUUCUUCC
Molecule: messenger RNA, 1504 nt
Organism: Saprolegnia diclina VS20
Lineage: Eukaryota; Oomycota; Saprolegniomycetes; Saprolegniales; Saprolegniaceae
Exons: 2
Coding region: 88-1440 (450 amino acids)
Source: RefSeq, a predicted model, not a curated record